Molecule: messenger RNA, 1318 nt
Organism: Solenopsis invicta (red fire ant)
Lineage: Eukaryota; Metazoa; Arthropoda; Insecta; Hymenoptera; Formicidae
Product: protein ALP1-like
Exons: 3
Coding region: 177-1238 (353 amino acids)
Source: RefSeq, a predicted model, not a curated record
GAAGAGCAACGUCGACGAAAUAAACUAAUAGUCGCUGUAUACAUUGCAAAGUUAAAAAAAAAAUAUAAAAAAAGAGAUUUUGGAUUGAUCCAUUAUUUAAAAGACGACGUGAACAUGGUUUUUACUACGCAUCUGUUCCAAGAUUAACUCCAGAAAAUUUUCGAAACUAUUAUCGCAUGACAGUUAUGCAAUUUGAAGAAUUGUUACACUUAGUGGCACCUGCAAUCACUAAACAAACGGCAAUUAGAGAACCGUUACCUCCUGCAGAGCGACUAUCUAUAACAUUGAGAUAUUUAGCAACUGGUGAUUCGAUGCAUUCAAUGUCAUAUCACUUUCUCGCUGGAGUUUCAACAAUAAGCCACGUUAUAGGUGAAACAUGCGAUGCUAUAUGGAACUGUAUUCGUCAGAAAGUGAUCCCACCAUCAAAAACAACAGAGGAAUGGCUACACCUUGCUAAAGAAUUUGAAGAGAAAUGGGAUUUCAAUCAUUGCGUAGGCGCAAUUGACGGCAAACAUGUUAUUAUUGAAUGUCCACCUAAAGCAGGCUCAUCUUAUUAUAAUUAUAAGAAGACUCACAGUAUUGUGCUCCUCGGAAUUUGUGACGCACAAUAUAUGUUCACGUUCGUUGAUAUAGGAGCCUACGGUCGUCGCAGUGACGGUGGUAUUUUUAGAGAUUCAACGAUGGGUCUAAAAUUUGCAUCAAAGGAAAUGAACGUACCUGCACCAGAACCUCUCAGCCCAGGUGGACCUCCUUUACCAUAUGUUCUAGUGGGCGAUGAAGCCUUUCAAUUGUCAGAUUAUUUACUCCGGCCUUAUCCAGGAAAAGGCGGUUUAAACGACGAGCGAAAUAUUUAUAACUAUCGAUUGAGUCGAGCUAGGAGAACAAUCGAAAAUACAUUUGGUAUUUUAGUCAGUCAAUGGAGAAUUUUGAAGCGACCAAUCAAUUGUAGUAUAGAAAAGACAAUUUCAAUUGUUAAAGCCAUUAUAUGCCUCCAUAAUUGGAUUCGUCAGAUGGAUAUUGAAGAAAAUCAAUAUGUUACUUCAACACUAAUUGAUCGAGAGAGUGAUGACGGCUUUAUUCCAGGUUCUUGGAGAAAUUGCACGGAUAAUAGUGCAUUAGAAAACAUAACUCAGUGCGGUUCUAAUAAUAGUUCUCGUCAAGCGAUGCAAAUUCGCGAAGAAUUCUGUAAAUAUUUUAAUAGUGAAGGUGCCAUACCAAGUCAAUUCUAUCAUUGUUAGUUCUUAUACUCAUUCAUUAAUUGUAUAUAUGCAAUUUAACUUGUCUGAAAAUGUAUAAUAAAUUAUAAAAUAUCAGUGGA